Messenger RNA from Mesorhabditis spiculigera, 2079 nucleotides. The record is from the annotation of a GenBank genome assembly. Lineage: Eukaryota; Metazoa; Nematoda; Chromadorea; Rhabditida; Rhabditidae.
AUGGGCGAAAAAGACGACGCAGAAGAGGUUAAAAAUCCUGACGUGAAUGACUUAAUUGGUGAAUUGGAGGAUGGCCGCUCAUGGGCCGCCAUAAUUGAGGAUGAUGCUCAGAUGAAUGGAGACAACCCAGAAUCUACGGAUGGGGGCAGACAAGAGCCAGAGCCCGAAAAAGAGGAAGAAGGAGGAGAUGAGGAGCAUGUGAGAAACGAGGAGCCUAUCGUCUGCCUGCCUGAUGGCCGACGGAUGCAUGUGAGGCCUCCUUUUCGCAUCCGGGUUCAGAGAGGCCCGAAAGGUGCCACACAUCGCGACGCAUACUUUCACUUCGGUGCUGAUGAAGCCAUCUGGAAGAUUGAUGCAGUACCAGGCGGAUGGGAUAUCUGCCUCAACAGCCCCAAGCAUCUGGAACGCGCGCUAACCCAAGCACAUUAUAUGUUCGCCACUUUGCUCGAGGUCUUUCCACUCCCUCCGAACGAACGCCUUUCCAACAAUCGCGAUCAGCCAACAGCAAAUGGUGCCUAUGCCAGAAAAACCUCCUACAACCGGCAAGGCUCGUCGGGUCCACAACCACUUUUCUCGGUGGCCAACCCGAUGUACAAUAUGCCACCGCCGCAAAUGACCGGCUUCAACUUCAAUAUACCUCCCCCAAUGGUCGCUCGCAUGAACAGCUACACAAAUUCUUCAAUGUCGAAUCGAGCUGCACCGAGGAGGCGUGUCGAAAUUGAAGGUGGACCUGGCCAUCGUGGGGAUCAUCCGCCAGUUCCAGCGCCAAUUUCUCGAUCAAAGACCGGAAGUCAAUCGGACGAGACCUCAUCCGUAACCUCUUCCGCUCCAUCCCUCGUUCGGAAGCCGACCAACAAAGACAUUUUCGGUCAAGCCAAACCGGUUGACACGCAAACGAAAUUGCUGGAAAUGGAGAAGCGUGAGCUCGAAGAGAAGAAGAAACAGCAGGAACUUCAAAAAUCGGUCUCGAACGCAAGCACACUGCAAGAGGCUGGAAAGCUUAUGCGGCAGGAUUCACAGGCAUCUAACAAGUCCUUCUACUCCCAUCCGCCGGAUCCCAGGACAUCGACCAGUGCGACAAAUCCGCUGAUGGGUCGCACUAUGGAAUACGUUCAUUCCAGUCAACAUGAACCAAUGACAACCGGUUCAACAGAUCCCGUCCCGGAAUACGGCACCGUCAAUAUAUUGAAACCGCCACCAAAGGAGCCGACAACAAUUCCACCAGCGCCACAAACAUCCUCACAACAAAUACCACCCCUUAUGGAGAACUUGAAAUACCGCACUUUCAACAACCAAAAGAAUCCACCAAGAGGCGGCUACCCAAAUGUCGCUCCAGUUCCUGGACGCGGCGCUCCACAGGCUUACCGAGGAGCAAAAACCAGGGGAUCUUCCUAUGUUCCACGUGGUGCCUAUAGCCGGGGUGGUGGGCCAGCAAAAGUUGGUGACCGAGCGGACGGAAGACAGUCGGAGCCCGAUUUUCCUACCACCUCUCAAGAGUUUCCCCAACGACGCAGCAGCUUCAAUCAGGAUAAGCAACCGGCUGAACCGGAGAAGCCUGAAAAGGAGCAGCACGUCCACCGCGAGAAAUAUGAGAAGGCUCCAUUGGUCAAAAAACUGUCGAACCAGUCGCGGAGCGAUGCAAAACCAACGGCCCAUGAUGACGGAUCAUUGUCUAGGAAGAGUCACUCACGUGGAGGGGGACCUGCCAAAUUCAAAUAUGUGCCGAAGAACCCGCAACAACCGCUGAAGGAUAAGCCUCAAUCGAAGCCAACUGAUGACCAAGGGGCGGAGCCAGCCAAGCCUACGACAGAGAAGCCAGCCGCUAAUGAGACCGUAUCUACGAAGACUGUGGAGAAACCCACACCGGUCGCUGACGCCAAUCCUUCUACUCCCACUGAUAAUACUCUUCCAAAUAAUGAAGCUGCCCCCAAUGCUGAAACGCCAACUAAAGAGAAGCGCAAGAAAAAGCCAAACAAGGAAAAGCAAAGGCUUGAGGCCAUGCCGAAACUGGACCAGAAGGCUUUAUCGAAACCCGUGAACACAAAGAACCGUUUCGAUAUGCUCCUCAACGUCGUCGAU